AUGAAUUUUACUAACAAAGUAAUUUUUAUAACUGGUGCUGGAUCAGGAAUUGGGAAAGCAAUCGCCCUUAAUUUUGCAAAAUUAUCUGCGAGGCUGUCACUAAUAGAUAUAAAUUUGGAAAACCUUAAUAAAAUUGCGGAAGAAUGUGAAAUGUUAAAUGAAAAUAAAGUUUUUAAAGUGGCCACAGAUGUGAGUGAUACCAAUAACGUUAAAGAUGCAAUUAUAGCUACAGUAAAAGAGUUCGAUAGAUUAGACGUGAUGAUGAAUUGCGCUGGAAUAAGUGAUAUGAACGGAAUUACAAGUGAACAUUUGAUAGAAAAUCUUAGUAAAGUGCUGAAUAUAAAUCUUAUAUCACACAUUGCUGCCACACAUUACGCUGCAGAUGCGUUAAUCAAAAGCAGAGGGUGUGUUGUUAAUAUUUCAAGUAUAUUUGGUACCACUGCUAUAAAAAAUGGAUUGCCAUACGCUGUGUCAAAAGCCGGAAUGGUGCAUUUUACUAAAUGCGCAGCUUUGGAGCUAGCUGAGAAAGGAGUGAGGGUAAAUUCUAUAUCACCUGGACCAAUUCGAACAAAUUUAUUGUACAAAGAUCUUAAAAACCAGGAGCAAAUUAAUACAGUCUUUCAGAAUUUUGAAGAGAAUUCUCCUCUGAAGCAUUUGGCAGAGGCACAAGAUAUUGCCGAUAUGGCUGUAUUUUUGGCAAGUGACAAAGCAAAGCAUAUUACAGGAAUUGACGUUAUUAUAGAUUCAGGGAUUUCAAUCCCUACGAUCUCUAAGUCCCUACCUCCCUGCGACAAAUGA
Molecule: messenger RNA, 798 nt
Organism: Danaus chrysippus (African queen)
Lineage: Eukaryota; Metazoa; Arthropoda; Insecta; Lepidoptera; Nymphalidae
Source: the annotation of a GenBank genome assembly